Oryzias melastigma (Indian medaka) is the source of this 4243-nucleotide messenger RNA. RefSeq names its product SH3KBP1 binding protein 1 (gene shkbp1). Gene Ontology annotation, biological process: protein homooligomerization. Bases 191 to 2710 code for a protein of 839 amino acids. The record is from RefSeq and is a predicted model, not a curated record. Lineage: Eukaryota; Metazoa; Chordata; Actinopteri; Beloniformes; Adrianichthyidae. The transcript is spliced from 17 exons. Gene Ontology annotation, molecular function: protein binding.
GAAUCCACGUUCCCUAGUCUCGGUCUCAACUCCCAUCCACUUUGGUUUCCGUGUUUUCCGAUCAGCUUUCGCCUCACCCGAGUGACAGGAAGUUGUCCCAGACAUAACCGGAAAUCGAGUUUAUCCCCCAAAAUAUGAAGUAAAAAGUAAUUUUCUCUUAAACUUCCCGGAACCCGCGACCUCCGAGAGGAUGUCCGCGUCUGCCCGGAGCGGAGAGAUCAUCCACCUGAACGUGGGAGGGAAGAGGUUCAGCACCUCCAGACAGACGCUCACCUGGGUUCCUGACUCCUUCUUCUCCAGCCUGCUGAGCGGACGCAUCUCCACCCUGAAGGAUGAGACCGGAGCGAUCUUCAUCGACAGAGACCCCUCCCUGUUCGCCCCCAUCCUCAACUUCCUGCGGACCAAAGAGCUGUACCCGCGCUCCAUCAACGUGCACCUGCUCGUGCACGAGGCGGAGUUCUACGGCAUCACGCCGCUCGUGCGGAAGCUGCAGCUGUGCGACGAGUUGGACCGCUCCUCCUGCGGGAACGUGCUGUUCAACGGCUACCUGCCCCCCCCAGUCUCGCCAGCGAAGCGUCGGAACCGGCACAGCGUGGCGGGACCGCAGUUCAUGGCGGGCCGGGCCGUGGCGGCGGAGAGGGCGCCGGUGAGGCGCAGCAACACCAUGCCGCCCAACCUGGGGGCGUCUGGGAUCCUGCGGAGCUGCGAGGAGCGCGCGCCCUCAGGGGGGUCGGCGGACGCCGGCAUGGUGCGGAUCAUCUGCGGACACUAUAACUGGAUCGCUGUGGCCUACGCCCAGUUCGUGGUCUGCUACAGGAUGAAGGAGUCGACGGGAUGGCAGCAGGUCUUCACCUCUCCUCGCCUCGACUGGAUGAUCGACAGAGUGGCGCUCAACGCCAGAGUGAUGGGCGGCUCCCUGGGAGACAACGACAAAAUGGUGGCCGUCGCCUCGGUGACCGAGAUCAUCCUCUGGGCCAUCUGUCCAGACGGCAAUGGAAACGAAAUCGGCGUCUUCAGCCUGAACGUGCCGGCAGAGGCGCUCUUCUUCGUCGGGAACCAGCUGAUCGCCACCAGCCACACCGGGAAGAUCGGGGUCUGGAACGCCGUCACCAAACACUGGCAGAACCAGGACGUAGUUCCCAUCAGCAGCUACGACACCGCCGGCUCCUUCCUCAUCCUCGGCUGCAACAACGGCUCCAUCUAUUACAUCGACGUUCAGAAGUUUCCUCUGAGGAUGAAGGACAACGACCUGCUGGUGACGGAGCUGUACAGAGACCCCACCGAAGACGCCAUCACUGCGCUCAGCGUUUACCUGACGCCCAAAACCAGCGACAGCGGGAACUGGAUCGAGAUCGCGUACGGAACCAGUUCUGGGACGGUCCGGGUCAUCGUCCAGCAUCCAGAGACGGUCGGUUCUGGACCGCAGCUCUUCCAGACCUUCUCUGUCCACCGCAGCCCCGUCACCAAGAUCAUGCUGUCAGAGAAGCACCUGAUCUCAGUUUGUGCAGAUAACAACCACGUGCGGACGUGGACGGUGACGCGCUUCAGAGGGAUGAUCUCCACGCAGCCCGGGUCCACGCCGCUCACCUCCUUCAAGAUCCUCAGCCUGGACGACGUGGACGGACACGGGGGCUGCAGCGCCGGCACCGAGAUCGGUCCUUACGGAGAAAGAGACGACCAGCAGGUCUUCAUCCAGAGAGUCGUCCCGGACACGGACAAGCUCUACGUCAGACUGUCGUCCAACGGGAAGAGGGUGUGCGAGGUGCGCUCGGUGGACGGGACCUCCAUCACGGCCUUCGUGGUGCACGAGUGUGAGGGCUCCAGCCGAAUCGGCUCGCGGCCGCGCCGCUACCUGUUCAGUGGCCAUGGCAACGGCAGCAUCCAGAUGUGGGACCUGACCACCGCCAUGGAGAUCGCCGGCAAGGUGGACAUCAGAGCGCUGGGCGGGCCGACGGAGGAGGAGCUUCUGGAGCUGCUGGACCAGUGCGACCUGGCUCUGACCCGAACACCUGACAGCACCCCGAGGGCCUCCACCUGCAGCCUCCACUCGCAGCUCAGCGACAGCUUUCGGAUGGAGCGCCUUCACUCAGCAGGAGGCCGAGGAGCAGCUGGAGCUUCGGGUUCUUCUGCGUCGCUGUGCAGCAGCCUCCCCCGGCAGGCUCCGCCUCCGCUGCCCCUAAGCAAACCUGCCCGUGACCCCGGCCCCUCCCCUGCUCCUCAAAGCUUUGCCGUCCCCACCCACUCCUCCAGUCCCCGCCCCUCCAGGGCAGAGCGGGACGUGGUGUCGGUGCGGCGGGGCAGCUUCGUCGAGCGCUGCCAGGAGCUGGCCAAAGGCUCGGAGGCGGCCUGUUCGGUGUUUGGGCCGCCGGUGGGGGGCGGGGCCGAGGGCUUCAGGCGGAGCUUGGCGGUGUGCAGCGAGCUGGACGCCAGGUUCUCCUUCAGGAGCCCCACCAGCUUCUCCGUCUCCCCCGGAGCCCGCCUCUCCUCCGGAACGCCGUCUCCACUGUCCUCGUCUUCACUGCAGCGCAGAGCCACGCCCACCUCGCCAACGAGCCCCGCCCCCACUGCGGCGGCUCACUCUCUGACACCUUCCUCCCCUCGCCAGGCAGCCGGCUCACCUGCAGACGCCCCCGCCUCACCUGAGAGUCCGGGCGGUGUGGACGGCACCCCCACCUCACCCAAACCCCCCAUGAACGAGACCAGCUUCUGAGGACUCAACCAUGUCGCCAUGGUUACCACAGACCCUUCAGUCCUCCCGCUCUGGUCCGGGAGUGGAACCGGUUUACCGGAGACCGGUUCUGUUUGGUUCCAGACGGAACCCAGAGGUCCAACUAUGUCAGAGUUGAGAGAACAGAAUUGCGGUUCUGGUACAGAACCGGAUCCAAAAACAGCAAGAGCUGAACAAACACAUCGAUACGUUCUUUAAAGGGCUUCAACUGUCAAAAACCAAAGUCACGCGGUGGGCUUUCAGGGGAAAGGUUCUGGAUCUGCAGUUCUGAACCUAAUCCUGCAGAAGCUCCGCCCCCUCUGAGCUCACAUGCACCUUUUUUAGAAGUAAAGGUGGAGAAAGACGCCGGAGAGAAGAAGGGCCGAGAAGACGCUCAUGAGCGUCGGUUCAAAUCCGAGACAUGGAUGAAGGCUUGGAACCUGCCUCUGACCCGGUUCCGACCCACAUCUCUGAUCCACCUCUGGUCUCAGAGAUCCACUUUGAAUCAAAAAGAGAAAAAAGCACUUGGGUCCAAAUACAGAGCCCUGUGGAACACCAGGACUGAUUCCAGGGUUGAUGAAGAACUUUGUUAUUCUGGAUUGAUGUUAUCAAUAAUAUAUUUGUUUUGGAAUCUUUUCAAUGACAGGAGGUGAUGGUGAGGAUGAUGAUGAUGAGGAUGAGGAUGAUGAUGAUGAGGAUGAUGGUGAGGAUGAUGAUGAUGAUGAUGAUGAUGAUGAUGAUGAGGAUGAUGAUGAUGGUGAUGAUGAGGAUGAUGGUGAUGAUGAUGAGGAUGAUGAUGAUGAGGUCAGAUGGUGAAGAUGUAAAGAUGGAGUCGACAUUGUGACCAAAAGAAACUUAAAAAUCUUCUCAAUUUCCGUUUUUUUUUCUUUUAGUAAUUGUUCCAGGAAAGAAUGUUCUGGUUCCGAUCAGGAUCCAGAACCGGAACCACUCCAGCCUUUAAACAUACAUUUGUUGGAUCUGUUUUCAAACAGAUCAGCCGAACUGAAGAACCACGAGGAGCUUCAGCGGUUCUGCUCCUCACUCUGAAUGUUUUUCAACAAUCGUUUGUAUCAGAAACUUAUUUUUCUAGUUUUUAUGUUGAAGAAGCUGAAAGUGAAGCUGAUUUUCUGUCUGUGGGAUGAAGUAGUUCUUCCUGUCAGAAGCGUCAGGCCUGCAGAUCAGCACCUGCAGACCUUUACUGUAGACCUAAACGGAGACGAGGAUUGAAAUCAAAGCCAUAAUCAGAUGUUCAGCCGUAAAUCAGACGCUGCAGAAAUACUAGAACUUCCUGUAAAACUGCAGAUCCUGGUUCUAUCAGGAGAUCUGAUCGGAGAGACGGAUCAUCAGAUGUUUGUCCGUCUGCAGCUGAAGGAUCUCUGGUUCCUCCUGCAGGUUUCUGCUCUUUAUCCUCCGAUUGAUGUUCCUAAAGAGCUUCAGUCGCAGCGUCUGCAGUUUCUUUGACUUUUGAGGAGAAAAGAAACAGAAUCUCUAAGAAGGAAAAGCAGAAAUGUGUCUGAAUAAAGUCUUUCAGAUCUC